Molecule: messenger RNA, 828 nt
Organism: Colletotrichum godetiae
Lineage: Eukaryota; Fungi; Ascomycota; Sordariomycetes; Glomerellales; Glomerellaceae
Exons: 3
Coding region: 117-719 (200 amino acids)
Source: RefSeq, a predicted model, not a curated record
UCCGUGAGAAUCCACAGCUACACACCAGUUCAUUUCGCCAGCAGCAAGGGAAUUGGGGAAGAAAUAGAAACUAUCUCACGAUACUGAGAAAGAUACUGAGAAAGCACAAAGCGAAAAUGACGGGCGCAAACAGAAUCAGAGGCCUCAUGGGCAAAGGCGCCCCGCCAACACCAACCUUCUUCUCCAUCGUCCGCGUCGCCGUCCUCGUCCUCUCGCUCGCCGUCCUCGCCGCGUGCGCGUACUGUUUGUCGCUACUGGGCUCCUACUCGAGCAGCUAUACCGGCCCGCCUGGCUUCAUGCUCUUUGUGUCCCUCUUCACCCUCCUCGUCCUAGGCGGCGCCAUGAUCGUCGAGCACUUCGCAGCACACCUCUACUUCCGCAUCGCUGUCCUCAUUGGUUACGGCACGAAUUGCCUGUUUUGGCUCUCGGGCUGGGCGUGGUCUGCGAGUAUCGCGGCGUUAUUUUUGGGAGACACGUGUGUGCAGGGGACGUGUUUUGGGCCUACGACGGAGGAGAAGAGGUACGGGGGUAGUAUGGCUGGUGCUGCUGCCGUUGGGGCCGUGAAUUGGGUUCUGAUGACGAUUGUGCUGUUUUACUACAUCAAGGGAUGUCUUUCUGACCCGGAUUGCUAUGGUGUCUCGACGGGCCAUGGGUCGGAGAUGGGGAGUGUCAAGGCUGAGAGCAAGUCGAGGUCUCAGCCUUCCGUCAACGAGCCGUGAGCCCGGCAGUGUGCAAGUAAUAAAGUUGCAAAGAAGCUUGACGAAGUUCGAGUUGGGUCAUUAUGAGAAGGGGAAGAUUCGCAAUAAUCUCUGCUCGAAUUGGAUCUUG